AUGAGUGCCAACAUAUCAGCAACUGAUUUCUUGAAAAAUCAAGUUGACCAAGCUAUGGAUUUUAUGCCAGACUAUGUCUCAGAUCUGUUCAUGGAAGCCACCGGUGUCAAACAGUACAUGGAAGAACCGUCCUGUAGCAGGAGUAGUACCCCUUACUCUCCUUCAACAGACGGAUGGAAUAAAGAAGAACCAUCCUGUAGCAGGAGUAGUCCCCCUUACUCUCCUUCAACAGAUGGAUGGAAUAAAGAAUGUCCAUUAGACAUAACACUACCAGAGAUACCUAGCAAUAUCCCUGUAUCAUGUCACAUACCAGAUUAUUGCACCGGUAUACAAUGUUGUGUGGACGUUGAGUUUAUAAAGAAGUCCUUCCACUUCUACAUACUGUUAGAUGGUUGUCAGUACAGAAUCAAAGCUGGAAUAGAUAGAUUUGGCAUAGAUGAGGCCUUCUUUUCUUUUGAUAGUGGUAUGGUGAAAAACCUUAAGUUGGGCAACAUCAUGUUUUUAGAUUUUAUGGUGAUUGAUUUACAAGCUGAAAAGAAGUUCAUUAUUAGUAUGAAUGUCAGUGUCUGUUUAGAAGAAGGAGAAGCGUGCGACAUAACCUUAGAAAUUGUCAAGGAUCUGUGCCUUCCAAAAAUAUUUUGCGACUGGAGCAUCAAUUUUAACAAUUUCUCAACCUCCAAUUUCUUGGCCCAGCAAGGACUUUCUCUCCAGAACCAAUUGACUGACAUUGUAGUUAAGCAGGUUUUAGAGAAACUUGGUAUAGCUGAAUAUCUACAAGAUCCACAGUGUGACAUUAACAGUCCAAUGUACCAAUCUCAGCCAUCAGAUUCUGUCGGUUGGAGAGAUGAAUGUCUAGGAGGAUUAGUUAACCUUACAGCACUGACUCCAUCAUCUAUAGCCACACCUAAAGGAUAUAUUGCAUCACGCUGUACUUACAUAGACUUCUGUUUAUAUAUACCACUACUAAAGAAGUCUUUCCAUGCUUACUUUGACCUCAAUUGGUGUGAAAGGUCAUUCAAGAUUGGUAUAGAAAAGCUUUUUAUUGAUUUGGACUUUCUGACCUACAACUGGGGACAGAAAGAUAGCAAAGAUUUGUUAGAUGCCUUGAUAUUUGAUUUUCUUGUUGACUACAAUGAAGUGGAUGAGUAUUUCCAUGUAGACCUGAACAUGAGCAUGUACUUAGACAGAAGUGAACAGUAUGUGACAUUUGAACUCUUCAAGAGACAAGUUCUACCAAUUCCUGCAUGUGACUACGAUACAAGUUAUGCCGUACCAGGUUUCAACUUAAACAGUUGGUAUGCUGAAGAAGAUGUCAAUACUGAAGGUGUCAAUACUUUCAAUACUUAUCAGCACAUACCCCUAGGAUCACCACUGGAACCUGCUAAGACAUCAAGUUUACCAUUACUGACCCCUGUAAAGGCAUCAAGUUUACUGGAAGACCUGGAGAUUGGUGAAAUGAUGUCUCCCUCACAAUGUCAACCUUCAGGCAUCAACUACAGUCCAUCAGUCGGGGGAUGGAAAAAUGCGUGUCCACUUGAUGUUCCCAUGGCAACACUCCAUCCAUCAACGGUAGGAUCUAUUGGUGAAGUGUGUACAGCUGUUGAUUUCUGUUCUGAUGUUGAUUUCCUGGGACGUCCAUUCCACACAUACAUUGACCUAGAUCCAUGUACAAACAUUGGCAAAAUUGGCAUUGAACGAUUUAAUCUAAAGUUGAAUUUGACUGAUGCAACCAUUUUUGGUGAGGAGAAAAAGUUUAAUUUGAAAGGAGUUGUAAAGUUGACAUACAAAAUAGAAACAUUCCCAGUUGAGCGUCAAUACAGAGUAAAUCUUAAGAUCCAGAUAUGUUUCAACAGUACCUCACUAUGUGAGAUAGAAAUGGAUGCCUUCACUGAUGCUAUGAUACCAUGGAGACAAUGUGCCUGGGAUCUGCCAUAUUCAACAGCAGGCUUUUCAUUGGCUAGUCACCUCACCAGUAUUGGCAAAACAUCUGGACAGACAUUCUCUUCUGAGGAAAAGACCGAUUUGUUUAACUUACUUGGAUUAAAUUCCUAUAUUUUGGGAACACCUUGCACAGUGGCUGAUUAUUCACCAAUCAGUGCAGAGAGAUGGCAGAAAGAUUGUGCAGCAGACGUCACCUUGCCAACCCUCCCUGCCAAUGCAGUGUGUAACAUCCAUGAUAAAUGUACUGCUGUAGAUUGUUGUAUGAACUCUGACUUCCUACAACAAGGUUUCCAUUCCUUUGUUGAACUGGAUCCCUGUAACCACAAACUAAACUUUGGUAUAGAAAGGGUAUCAGAAACAGUAGAUCUCAAUGGAUAUGCAUUUGGAGUUGAACAGACGAAGACCUUGAUGAAUGUUGUCAGACUCACAUAUACUAUCAUAAACCUUCAGUCAGCAGGAAGAUUCCAGCUGGAUAUGACAAUUAAGAUAUGUUUUGAAACAUCAGGGUCAUGUGACUUUGAAAUGACCGUGUUCAGUGGUACACAGCUUCCUAAACAGUAUUGUUUCACUGGUUCAACUUUCCUUGAUUCAGCAUUUUCACUGGACAACUUUUUAAUGGCUGAGAAUGAAGCUAAAGUUGAUCCAUUACCUUCAAAGGCAACAACCAAACUGUUACAAGAUACUGGAAUCAGUGACUACCUUCAAGUAACCCCAUGUGAUCACUCUGUGUCACCUUUCACCACAGCCAAUGGCAGACUUAAUGAUGAAUGUGGUAAACUUGAAGACUCCAUUACUCUACCAGCAGACGUAUCAUUGAACAUCCAAUCAGAUUGCACAUCAGUUACCAUGUGUUCUAACAUUGGGUAUAUUGAUAAGAAAAUCCAGUCCAAAGUUAAAAUUGAUCCCUGUACAUAUGAAAUCACUCUUGGCAUUGAAACAAUGGAUGCUACUGUAUCCUUGUUACAUUUCCAGUGGGGGAAACCUCAAUCCUUUGCCUUACAAGGAGGACUUAGAAUGGAGUAA
This is a messenger RNA of Mytilus trossulus (common blue mussel), 2964 nucleotides long. RefSeq lists its product as uncharacterized. The record is from RefSeq and is a predicted model, not a curated record. NCBI's taxonomy places the organism in Eukaryota, Metazoa, Mollusca, Bivalvia, Mytilida, Mytilidae. Bases 1 to 2964 code for a protein of 987 amino acids. The transcript is spliced from 19 exons.